GAAUCUCUUUCAAAGAUGGAGCUAGAAUUAAGUUUGAAUAUCGCUUGAAUAAAAGUAAAUAACCUCAUGUGAGAGGUAUUUUUGGGAGUUUCUUAUUGAUUUUUGGGUGUUGAAAAGAAUGUUGGAAAUUACUAGAGCUUAGCUCAAGUCGUUGGAAGCAUGCAUGUCAGCACAUAAGAUCUUAGGUUAGAUUCUUCUUCUUCCCACGGUUGCUUGUAUCAUAAAAUAAAAUAUGAAAAUGGACUAAAUAGCCCUACACUAAAGACCCAAGAUACGUAGUUUCCCAAAAGAAGAAGAAGAAAAAAAAAUAAAAAUAAAAAAAAUAAAAAAUAAAAAGGAACCCAAGAUAUGAGGUUGGGCUAGGCCUAUAUAUAAUCACCUUGGACCAAAUCGUAAACUAAGAUAUAAAAAAGGGCGGGAAAGGUAGCCAAUACGUGGCCAAAUUUGAAGAAAGCAAAACGAGAGAGAGAGACUGAAACAUUGAUACAGAAAUUAGGGUUUUUACCUGAACAAAAUUGGGGGCAAAUCGAAUGGAGCAGGGCACCCAAGGCAACAUAGUUGUGAGAAGACAUGGAAGGGAAGAGUCACAGGAAGACGAAGAAAGAGUGGUGGACUUGAGUGGUCAGGUGCACCUCCUCCCCUGCUCCAUCAAAUUCAAUGGCCCUUCCAAUGUCUCCCAAUACUUCAAACCCAAACCAACUGGAAUCGAAUCGGAGGGUUUAAGGACGCAGGAAGCUUGUUUCAGAGGAAGGAAGUUGCAAGGAGCUUCGAUUUCGGUUCCAGAUGGGUAUUCUGGAUUUGUUCUAGGGAAGAAGAGUCUUGGCAAGAGAAAUCUUUCCGAUAAUUCUGAUGGGAGCUCGAACCGUUGGGAGAUGAAUGCGAAAUAUAAAAGCAUCACAUAUUGGAAUCACGACAGCCUUCCUUCCCAGGAUUAUGCAUUCUUGCGUUGUUUUCACUGACUUUCUGUGGCAAAAUCUAUGCACAAACCAGCAACAGCCGAAGAUUUGGUUUCUGCAGCAGCUGCUUUGGAAAAGAUGAACUGAUUACUCUUUCCCCUCGAGUUCUUUGUACUAAAAAAAAAGCCAAAAAUCUCAAAGUACUUAUAACUCUCUCCUGGUAGAAAUUAACAUCUUUGUAUUUUGAAUGCUUGUAGGUUUGUAACAUAAUUAAUAUAUGUUGUAUUGGCGGUCGAAAUCUAAUUUAACUUGUCCUCGAAAGUUUGAUGAACCUCAUCUUGAAAUUGAAGCUUGAUUACAUUAGCUACUGAAUACACUUACAAGUGAAGUAUACGCUUGCAAGACGAACACAUGUUUCUGUGUAUGCUAGGCAAGAUUCUUUUUAAUUAAUUUGGGAUAAGUCGGUUCUUUUUUUCGUCUGAACAAACACAUCUUGAGUAGCAAGGCUUAAUAUACAUUUUUGUUCUUCUGCAGCCUUGAAUGCGAAGUCAAAAAAGAUCAUAACUUUGCUAACUUAG
Messenger RNA from Pyrus x bretschneideri (Chinese white pear), 1474 nucleotides. RefSeq lists its product as uncharacterized. The record is from RefSeq and is a predicted model, not a curated record. Bases 531 to 959 code for a protein of 142 amino acids. Gene Ontology annotation, cellular component: ribonuclease H2 complex. Gene Ontology annotation, biological process: RNA catabolic process. NCBI's taxonomy places the organism in Eukaryota, Viridiplantae, Streptophyta, Magnoliopsida, Rosales, Rosaceae. The transcript has 4 exons.